This is a messenger RNA of Anoplophora glabripennis (Asian longhorned beetle), 1023 nucleotides long. RefSeq names its product zinc finger protein 391-like. Gene Ontology annotation, biological process: regulation of transcription by RNA polymerase II. Lineage: Eukaryota; Metazoa; Arthropoda; Insecta; Coleoptera; Cerambycidae. The record is from RefSeq and is a predicted model, not a curated record. The coding region runs from base 1 to 840 and encodes 279 amino acids. The transcript is spliced from 4 exons. Gene Ontology annotation, molecular function: DNA-binding transcription factor activity; RNA polymerase II cis-regulatory region sequence-specific DNA binding.
AUGGAAUCUAGAGAUUCUGAUGAAUUUCAUUCGUCUUUAGAACCAGUUGUAAUUAUUAAUGAUGGGGAUGUGGAUGAAGAAACUUUUAAUAGCAAAGAUGACGACGAUUCAGAAACUGAUCCCCUAUCAAUGGAAAAUAUUGAUAAAGAUGAUAUAAUAAAUUCGAUAGGUCCCGAAAUUUCGAUUAUACCAGUGAAGAGAAAAAGGCCACAAAUAAAAAUUAGACUAUUUGAAAAAGAAUAUUCGCCUUCCAAGGAUGAUAGCAAAUUAGUGAAAGUACAAAGUUAUAUCAGGGCCCCCCGCGAGAAAGUGCGUCGUGUCUCGUUAGACGAAGCCUUAAACGCAGAAGAUACCUACGCGAAACGUAAAUCUAACCCCCUAGAGAAGUGUCCUAUUUGUAAAAAGUACUUCCGUAGAAUGAAGACGCACUUACUCAAGCAUGAAAUGGUAAGUCGGGCUCCGGAGGACCGCCUCUCGUGCACCUAUUGCAUGAAGGCGUUCAAUACCCAAAGCAACCUCGCCAUCCACAUGCGAACGCACACCGGGGACAAGCCUUAUGUGUGCGAGGUCUGCCACAAGUCAUUUUCGCAGUCGUGUAACUUGGUAAACCACAUGCGGGUGCACACUGGUGAAAAGCCUUUCAAAUGUCCACACUGCGACAGAGCCUUCACCCAGUCCGGUAACUUGAACAAUCAUAUCCGUCUGCACACGGACGAGAAGCCUUUCAAAUGCCAUUUUUGCGACAAAGCGUUUGUACAGUCCGGCAACUUGAGUUCCCACAUCAGGAACAACCACAAGUUCGACGAUAAUACUCUCGAGAUUCUGGUUACUCCGCAGUAACGUCUUUUUUUUCUUAAAUAGUCCAGCAUUAUGCCAUAUCAUGUCGAUGGUAAUUCGACGAGGUCAAUCUACCGGAUCUGCUCGCCUGGGUAUUUUCUGAGGUGUUUGUUCCCUUUACGAAUGAUUUUUUUUGUAAUUGCGCUGCGAAUUUUGUGAAAUGUUGAUUCUGGUGUUAACUCGUAC